AUAUAUAUAUUAUUUUUCCCCAUAGUUAAAGCUAUUUAAAUUGCCAACGAUGGAAGCUGAAGUUGUUGAUAACAGUAAAUACAAUUGUCUUGGAAAUUUUGAAAUUCAGAAGAGGAUUGGUAAAGGUCAAUUUUCAGAGGUAUUUAGGGCUCGUUGUUUAAUUGACAAUAGCAUAGUGGCAUUAAAGAAGGUUCAAAUAUUUGAAAUGAUGGACAUAAAAGCACGAAACGAUUGCAUCAAAGAAAUUGAAUUGUUAAAAUCACUCAACCAUCCAAAUGUGAUCAUGUAUCUAGCAUCAUUCGUUGAAAACAAUGAACUAAACAUUGUUUUAGAAUUAGCUGAUGCUGGUGAUCUUUCCAAAAUGAUAAAACAUUUUAAAAAGCAAAAGCGUUUGAUUCCAGAGAAAACGAUUUGGAAGUAUUUUGUUCAAAUCACUGCAGCUUUACAGCAUAUGCAUUCAAGACGAAUCAUGCAUCGUGAUAUAAAGCCUGCAAAUGUAUUCAUUACGGCUACAGGAGUGGUAAAGUUGGGUGAUUUAGGAUUAGGAAGAUAUUUUAGCUCUCAAACAAUAGCAGCACAUUCACUUGUUGGUACGCCAUACUACAUGUCUCCUGAACGAAUCCACGAGAAUGGUUACAACUUCAAAUCAGAUAUAUGGUCGCUUGGUUGUUUGCUGUUUGAGAUGGCAGCCCUGCAGUCUCCAUUCUAUGGCGACAAAAUGAAUUUAUACUCGUUGUGCAAAAAGAUAGAGCAGUGUGACUAUCCACCACUUCCUUCGGAAUACUACUCUGAUGAUUUACGGAACUUAGUUGAUGUAUGCAUUAACCCUGAACCAGAGCAGCGGCCAGCUAUUGAUUAUGUUCACGAAACUUCACAAAAAAUGUACUCCAUUAAAGUGAGCAAAUAAACAGAGGAUUAGUUUAAUAAAAGGUGAUACUGAUCACUAACAUUGCUACUGAAUGAGUGGUUGACUCGCUUGCCUGUAUUAUCAAAUCUACUUUCAAUUGCGCGAGGCAACGUUGAAGUUAUUUCGUAACUUAAAGAUUGUUUUUGUACUUGGUCACCGACACCAAGGAUGAUAGUUUUGAGCAGUGGUUUUUAAUUUUUAAAUAUUUAAUGAGAGCUAUGUCGAGUGGUGAAGUAUAAUGGAGAAGUAGAGUUUUGAGUUCGUGGGUGCGAAGAACUACAUAUUUGAGUGUGUAUAUAAAAGUAUCCCGGUGUUUUUACCACUCUCUUGGGAUAUGUGAUUUUAAUGGAAGCCGGUCUUCUUUCACUUUAAUCUCGUUCGCAUUUAAGUUAUAGCCUGCUUCACAUUUCAUAUUUGUACUUCUACAUACAUCAUGCGUACGCAAUUAGUUUUUGUUACGGUUAAAAAUAGUUAUUUUUUUUGGAAUGUACCGUAUAACCUCCUUUUUAUUGUUUGAAAUGAAAUACAGGAAUAUUCAUGCAAAAUGGUCUUGCCAUAAGUAGACGUAGUGUAAGGUAACACGUAUAUUAACUAUCGAAUUAAUAUUCGAACAGACAUUCGAGUUAUUAUUCGAACUGACAUUUGAGUUAAUAUUCGAACUGACAUUCGAGUUGAUAUUUGAAUUGACAUUCAAGUUAAUAUUCGUACUGCCAUUCGAGUUAAUAUUCGAACUGCUAUUCGAGUUGAUAUUCGAAUUGACAUUCAAAUUAAUAUUCGAACUUGCAUUCGAAGACUCAACCUACGCCGUAAAUUUACUCACUUUCUUUUUACCUUAUCAGAAGAAAAUGAAAUUUGUCUCAACAGAUAAUGUUUCAGGAUAUAAAAAUCACGGUCUAUGUUUUGGUAUGUUUACUGUCUUUUCAAAAGUCGACAAAAGUGACGAAUUUUUCUUUAGGUGGUGAAUAUUUUCUUCGACGAAUAUCUUUUUCUUUGAUAAGGUAGAUAGUUACAUAAGAUUAAUAGUAAAAUAUUUUUUUAAUCUAUAUAUUAUUUGUAAUUUACUUUUUUUGAAUGACGCCAUCUUUGCUUAAGAGGGUCCUUCUUAAUGCCUUUUUUUUGAAGAAGGUGAGUCUCUGAACGAAUAUAGUGGAAUAUGCGCGUGUGAUAUAUUCUUUUAUGAUUGAAUAAAUUCGUUUAUCUUGCGA
Molecule: messenger RNA, 2112 nt
Organism: Hydractinia symbiolongicarpus
Lineage: Eukaryota; Metazoa; Cnidaria; Hydrozoa; Anthoathecata; Hydractiniidae
Product: serine/threonine-protein kinase Nek7-like
Exons: 2
Coding region: 50-907 (285 amino acids)
Biological process (GO): protein phosphorylation
Molecular function (GO): protein kinase activity; ATP binding
Source: RefSeq, a predicted model, not a curated record